AUGCCGCUGAAGGCGGUGAUCCUCAUCGGGGGCCCGCAGAAGGGGACCCGGUUCCGGCCAUUGUCCUUCGAGGUGCCCAAGCCGCUCUUCCCUGUAGCCGGGGUGCCCAUGGUGCAGCACCACAUCGAGGCCUGUGCCAAGGUGCCUGGCAUGAAGGAGAUCCUGCUGAUGGGCUUCUACCAGCCCCAUGAGGCCCUCAGCCGCUUCUUGGUGUCAGCGCAGCAGGAGUUCAAGAUCCCCAUCAGGUAUCUACAGGAGUACGCAGCACUGGGCACAGGUGGUGGCAUCUAUCACUUCCGAGACCAGAUCCUCUCAGGUGGUUCUGAGGCCUUCUUUGUCCUCAACGCAGACGUGUGCUCAGAGUUCCCCUUGCAGGAGAUGCUGGAGUUCCGGCAGCAGCACGGGGAUGUGCACAGCUUUGUCAUUCUGGGUACCACAGCCAACAGGACACAGGCACUGAAUUAUGGCUGUAUUGUGGCAAACGCAAACACCCAGGAGGUCCAGCACUAUGUGGAGAAGCCCAGCACAUUUGUUAGUGAGAUCAUUAACUGUGGCAUUUAUCUGUUCACACCUGCCAUCUUCCAGCACAUUGGUGAGGUCUUCCAGAGGAACCAGGAGGAGCUAGUACUCUGUCCUUACCUUGGAGAGGAGAGCUCUAAUGGCUGGCAGCGUGCAGAAGUGAUCCGUCUAGAGCAGGACGUUUUCACAGCACUGGCUGGGAAUGGAAAACUCUACGUCUACAAAACUGAUGGCUUCUGGAGCCAGAUCAAGUCAGCUGGCUCUGCUAUCUAUGCCAGCCGCCUUUACCUGAAUCAGUACAGCAAAAGCCACCCAGAGAGGCUGGCCCAGAACAAACCUGGAGGACCUAUCAUCCGAGGCAAUGUGUACAUCCACCCGACAGCCUCCAUUGACAGCACUGCAGUGCUGGGCCCCAACGUCUCAAUUGGGGAGGGGGUGACUGUUGGAGCUGGUGUGCGUGUGCGAGAGUCCAUCGUCCUGCAUGGUGCCUCACUCCACGACCACACCUGUGUCCUCAAUACCAUUGUGGGCUGGGACAGCACCAUUGGGCGCUGGGCCCGAGUUGAAGGAACACCCAGCGACCCCAACCCCAAUGAUCCCUAUGCCAAGAUUGACAGUGAGACCCUUUUCCGAGAUGGGCGCCUCACACCUUCCAUCACAAUCCUGGGCUGCAGUGUUACUAUCCCCCCUGAGGUGGUUAUUCUCAACUCUAUUGUCCUUCCUCACAAGGAGCUGAGCCGCAGCUACAAAAACCAGAUUAUUCUCUGAGUCAGCAGCUCACUGGGUUGGAGGGGCAGUGCCAACCUCACCCACUUCCUACUGUGCUGUACAGCAAGAGACUUGGUUGAGGCUUCAGCACCUGGGAGGUUCCCAGCAGCCCAGAGGGGUAGGUGCAGGCCAGGAACUCUAUAAGUGCCUGACUCCAACUCCUGACAGACAUUAAAGCUGGUGAGCAUCAGCCUUGUGUGCUGCUUCUCUUGCAGCCCAGGGACCAGCCCUGGGGCAAGGUGAAAGCUUUGGUGACAGCAUGUGAACCUGACAGCAGGUUCUGUGCCUGUGCAAGGAAGCCUAGGCUAAAGCUGUUGAGGAAGCACUUGCUGCCUGCAACAUCUCAAUUCCACAUUUGGAUAUGUCUCCACCCAAGGGCACUACCAGCAUCAUCUUGUGACCCUUCAACAGGCUGUUCCUAUCUGCAACUCCCUGAAAGGUUUUGGCCCAUCUCUGAGGCCAAAGAACUUCAAACACAGCUGUCCUGCAGAGGCAGCUGAGCUCGCAGCAGCCAGCUCAGGAUCCCAAUUUCAUAACUGUGAUUACAACAGCCUGAGUUGGGCUCCUGCCUACUGCUGGGAAAUGGCACAGCAAGGCUGUUCUAAGGGCACUAGCCCACACGGGCUGGAGGGGAGAGGCAGCUUGCUGGCCUUGGAGAAAGCUGCAAAAGCACCCCUUUUCCCAGCACCACCCCUGCCCCACCAAGGCCUCAAAAUCAGCCUGGAGAGCGAGCUGUAAGCCCCACCAAGCCUGCUCUCAUCAUGCCAAGACCUGCACAGGCUGCCUAGGCAGGGCUCAGGGUGGCAGCAGCAGGCCCCUGCCCCUCUAGGGCCAACAGCCUUUUCCACCCCCUCAUGGAUAGAGAUUGGGGUGGGGAGAGGGGAGCCUCACUACAUGUCUCCUCUCACACCAGCCCUACCCCCAGGACACACAGAACAAUCAACUUUUGUGCAGAUGGUAGAUAUCUCCCACCUCACUCAGUCUUAAAAAAAAAAAAAAAAGAAGUGAUUUUAUUAAAAGCAGCCCCCUGCUGCUGCUGGCACAGUCUGUGGUAACCAACAGUGCCCUUUACCUGCUUAUCUCCCGCUCUUCACCUCUACUAGAGGAGCUCUGUGCUAAAAGCUCAGCACUCCACCAAGGACUCCAUCAAGCUUCUCACCAAGGCACCAUGUUAGGUAUUCUCUAUUCCUCCAGUACCACCCCAGCUUCAUGGAUUUGCAGUAAAUCCUUGCUCCCAGCCCUGUGCCUUCAUGUGCCAGUUCUUCUGUGGUCGUGGGUGGAAAUUAACUGUUCCCUGGCUUUAAGCACAUU
Messenger RNA from Indicator indicator, 2598 nucleotides. It is a transcript of the gene GMPPA, whose product is annotated as GDP-mannose pyrophosphorylase A. Lineage: Eukaryota; Metazoa; Chordata; Aves; Piciformes; Indicatoridae. The record is from RefSeq and is a predicted model, not a curated record. Gene Ontology annotation, cellular component: cytoplasm. The coding region runs from base 1 to 1287 and encodes 428 amino acids. Gene Ontology annotation, molecular function: transferase activity. The transcript has 13 exons. Gene Ontology annotation, biological process: biosynthetic process.